Messenger RNA from Cavia porcellus (domestic guinea pig), 2314 nucleotides. RefSeq names its product pseudouridine synthase 3 (gene Pus3). Gene Ontology annotation, molecular function: pseudouridine synthase activity; RNA binding. The transcript is spliced from 5 exons. The record is from RefSeq and is a predicted model, not a curated record. Gene Ontology annotation, cellular component: cytoplasm; nucleus. Gene Ontology annotation, biological process: tRNA pseudouridine synthesis; mRNA pseudouridine synthesis. Bases 426 to 1868 code for a protein of 480 amino acids. NCBI's taxonomy places the organism in Eukaryota, Metazoa, Chordata, Mammalia, Rodentia, Caviidae.
CGCGCUGGGUCGGAAAACGGGGAGGAGGCACUGUUGUAGUAAACGCUGGCCAGCUGCUGACCUCCGCUGAGUCAGCCUGCAGCUGGGGAUUGUACGUGGCAGCUGUGUCCCUACUGAUUCCAGAGUUCUGCACCUCCUACCCCACCUCGCGGAGCCCGACAGUAGCACCCCGGAGGCUCCAGAUCCUGUCCGGUCAGGGUAGAGAAACCGGUGGCUGCCCUAGGGACCCUCUGGGUGGCAGAUUCCACUUCAAGCUUGCGCCCCUUUCUCGGAACUACGUUUCCCACAACCGCGCGCGGCACCUCUCGUGAAGCCUCGCGAGUGCGAGAGCCAGCAACUUCCUGCUUCGCGGAGGGCCGCGCGGCCGGCGACCCCGGAAGUAGGGUGGAACCGUGUGACUCAUUUCUUCCUGGGGUUGACACACCAUGGCUGAAGCAGACACCGACAGAAACCAGACUGAGAUGCUUCUAAAAAGAAUACAAGAACUGGAGCAGGAAGUACAAAGACUUAAAAAGGAACAGUCCAACAACAUCAAAGACCCAAACAUUAAAGAAAACUCUUCAGGAUCUGCAAAAGCUAAGCGUGUAUUUGACUUCAGUGCCCACAGCCGACGGCGUGUAGCCCUAAGGAUAGCCUAUCUGGGCUGGGGAUACCAGGGCUUUGCUAGUCAGGAAAACACGGACAAUACCAUUGAGGAGAAACUGUUUGAGGCCAUGACCAAGACUCGGCUGAUAGAAAGCAGACAGACAUCCAGCUAUCACAGGUGUGGGCGGACGGACAAAGGAGUUAGUGCCUUUGGUCAGGUGAUUUCUCUGGACCUGCGGUCUCAGUUUCCAAGGGGCAAAGAUUCAGAAGAUCUUAAUUUAAAAAAUGAAGUCAGUGACGAUGCCAAAGAGAUCCGGUACACCCACAUUCUCAAUCGGGUCCUCCCUCCAGACAUCCGUGUCCUGGCCUGGGCCCCUGUGGAACCUAGCUUCAGUGCCAGGUUCAGCUGUCUUGAGCGCACGUACCGCUAUUUUUUCCCUCUGGCUGAUUUAGACAUUGUAAGGAUGAAUUAUGCGGCCCAGAAGUAUGUUGGUACCCAUGAUUUCAGGAACUUGUGUAAAAUGGAUGUAGCGAAUGGAGUGAUUAAUUUUCAGAGGACCAUUCUGUCUGCUGAGGUGCGGCUGGUGGGGCAGAGCCUAUGUGCAGAGAGCUGGCAGGAGCCCUUCCAGUUAUGUCAGUUCGAAGUGACGGGGCAGGCCUUCCUUUACCACCAAGUCCGCUGCAUGAUGGCUGUCCUCUUUCUGAUUGGCCAAGGCAUGGAGGAGCCCCAAGUUAUUGACGAGUUGCUGAAUAUAGAGAAAAAUCCCCAGAAGCCUCAAUACAGCAUGGCUGUAGAAUUUCCUCUAGUCUUGUAUGACUGUAAAUUUGAAAAUAUCAAGUGGAUCUAUGAUCAUGAGGUUCAGGAGUUCAAUGUUACUCACCUACAACAGCUGUGGGCUAAUCAUGCUGUAAAAAGCCACAUGCUGUAUAAUAUGCUGCAAGGACUGGACUCUGUCAUGUUACCCUAUAGAACAGAGCCGAACAUGGAUGGAAUGACAGACCAGAGACACGUUAGGCCCUCAGUCAUAAAGCAGACUAGUGCCUUUGUAGAAGGCGUGAAGAUGCGCAAAUACAGGCCCCUCAUGGAGCGCCCCAAGUGCCAAGGACUGGAAUCCCGGAUUCAGCAUUUUGUUCGUAGAGGGCGCAUCGAGCACCCACGUGUAUUCCAUGAGGAAGAAACAAAAGCCAAAAGGGACUGUGACACAUUGGAAGAAGAGAAUGCAAUUUUAGAGAAACCAAAAAAGAAGGUCUGUGUAGAUGGAGAAAUUAAAAACAUUAUUUAAUCACAGCAAACUUAUUAGGAUGUAAGAGACAACAACCUGCUAGUGUAGAUAGGUAGAAAGGAAAUACAAAAAAAUUUAUUGCAACAAGUUCUGGAAAUUCUGAUGAUCAACUCUUUAAAAAAUAAAAUUGUUAAGGCCUAAUUAAGGAAGUUCUUAAGAAAGAGACCGUGCUGGGCGUGGUGGUACAUGCCUAUGGUGGUGGUACAGCCGUGGCAGGAAGACUGCUGUGAGUUUUAGUGUGGAAUAUAUAGUGAGGUCAAGGCCAGUCUGAACUGUAUAGUGGGACCGUGUCUCAUAAAAACAAAAUAAAACAAGAGAUUGAGAUGGAACAUUUUUCUCAUUCUUGUCCAAAUGAGAUUUAAAAAGGCAAAAAACAACUACAAUUUAUGUAUACCUGGAAACACGUGCCUUGUGUUUAAAUUCAUUAAAACCUGAUCCCACAAGCA